GAACUUAAACGAAUGAUCUAAGCCGUUGAUUUCUUAUCUUCUAACACUAAACAAAGCUGAGAUUUUUCAAAAACCUGAAUUUGAGUGUGUUUCAUGUUCGUGGAUCUAACAAUGAUAAGAUCAUCAUCACCUGGAUUUGCAAUCCAUCCUUGUUUUAGAUCCAAUCCCUUCGUCAAUUCCCAGAAACCGAUUUCUCUCCCGGUGCAAAUCGGGUCACGGCGGAGGAAUUUCUCCGGAAUCGGAUCGGAGAAUAGCGGCGUCGGUUUCGAUGCAGUGGCUUAUGAGUCUGAACGGUUGAGUCUAGACGCGGCGGCGAUGGAGAAUAUGGCGGAGACGGCGAAAAAGGAACUGGAAUCGGAUCCAGAUAGUGGUGACGACCCGAAAGCGUGGAAAUGGGUAAUCCGAAAGAAGAUGUGGGAUCUAAUGGAAGCUAGGAACUACGCUAUGAGACCUAGACCUGUUCAUCACCGAAUCCCUAAUUUCGUCGGUGCAUCGGCUGCUGCAGGAAAAUUAGCCGAGCUUGAGGCUUUUCGUAAGGCUAUGGUCGUGAAGGUUAAUCCUGAUUCCCCGCAAAAGCAAAUCAGGUUUCUUACACUUUCUGGUGACAAGAAGUUGCUGACUCCUCAACCUAGACUAAGAACAGGAUUCUUCUCUGUACUAGAAUCCGAUUUCUUGAAACCCGAAACGACCAAUGAGGCUUGCACCUCUGUAGGAGUAGCUAAAUAUGGAAGAGCGAUUGGCCUUGAUGACAAAAUCAAGGUUGAUCUCAUCGUCAUUGGCUCUGUUGCGGUUAACCCACAAACAGGUGCUCGAUUAGGGAAGGGAGAGGGUUUUGCUGAACUUGAAUAUGGGAUGUUGCGUUACAUGGGAGCCAUUGAUGAUUCCACACCCGUUGUUACAACCGUACAUGAUUGUCAGCUCGUAUAUGAUAUACCCCUCGAGAAACUGGCGAUUCACGAUGUUCCCGUGGAUAUCAUAUGCACUCCUACUCGAGUCAUUUUCACAAAUACACCAAUACCAAAACCACAAG
Camelina sativa (false flax) is the source of this 1030-nucleotide messenger RNA. The record is from RefSeq and is a predicted model, not a curated record. Lineage: Eukaryota; Viridiplantae; Streptophyta; Magnoliopsida; Brassicales; Brassicaceae.